GUGUCCUUACGGCUUAUGUUAGAGAGCAUAUAAGAUAACGUACGCUGUGCAUUUGAUCAUUUUGAUGCAGAUAAUUCGACUGUUGGACGAUUCCGACCCGUGUAACCUCUGAACAAUGUAAGCGGGUAAGCCCUAAAGUCCUCCGAGAACUGGAAGACAAACAUCAUGGUUUAUUUGACUGGUCCUCUGAAAUUGAGAAGUGACAGCAUGGAGUAGCGCACUGUCCCCUUUUGAUCUACGCUGCAGUGGCAUCUGCUGUAGCAUUGUGGAACUGCAUGUGGUCCCUCCAUAGGCCAGCUCGACUUCAAGCCAUUUCAUCCAUCGAGUGCCAUGGUUUAUGACUCAGCCAUAAACAUCUAUGCUUUUUCUUUUGCAUCCUUCAGGCUAUUGCGGUCCUGAAACCGAUACCUUAGCUUCAAACGUUAAAAUUUAUUUUUUUAACACGAAACUGUUUAAUUGAAGCAUGGAUGCAUUUCGAGAUUUAUUUCUUAAAUUAGACAAAAAUGAGGAUGGCUUUAUAUCGGUAGCAGAACUUCAUAAUGAGAUGAAGAAAACGGGAAUUCUUUCAGUAGAUGAAAAAGCUCGGAGUGUUAUUAGAAAAUUUGACCAAGAUGAUGAUGGACGUCUAUCAUAUGAAGAGUUUCUUAGCUACAUGAUGAACAGUGAGAAGAAAUGGAAAAUCCACUUUCAGGAUCUUGACAGAAACAAGUGUGGUGUGAUUGGCGAGGAGGAAAUCAUACAUUUGUUUAAGGAGUUAGGUGUGGUCAUAUCAAAGCCGAAUGCAAAAAGAAUAAUCCAAAUGAUGGACAAGGACAACUCUAUGACAGUGGACUGGGGAGAAUUCCUUCACCAUGUCAUACUCAACCCAGCUGAGAACCUUGGGGACCUGGUGUCAUCAUGGAAGCACAGCCUAGUGUUUGAUGUGGGGGAGAGCCGUGCAAUGCCUUUGGAGUUUCCUGAGGAAGGGCCUGACUCAGGGAUGUGGAGGAGGUUUGUCCUGGCUGCAGGACUGGCUGACGCCGUGUCAAGAACUGUGACAGCCCCCAUCGACCGCUUGAAGACCCAGCUUCAGGUGUACGGAUCCAAGGCAUUCUCUGAAGGGUUUCGAGGACUAAAGGAGGGCGGUGUGAGGGCUAUGUGGCAAGGAAAUGCUGUUAAUGUGCUCAAAGGAACUCCUCAAUCAACCCUGCAGUGCCUCAUCUAUGCCCAGAUGAAAGUAUCCACCCUGUCUCUGGGUGGGCAGGACAGCCUCUCUGUGCAGCAGCGUUUUGGACUGGGGUGUUUCUCUGGUGCUGUGGCUCACGCUGUCUUCUACCCUCUAGAGGUCCUGAAGGUCCAUCUUAACCUGCAACAAGCUGGCACGUACAGUGGAGUUUUAGGGGGUGCACGAUUGGUUUUCAGAAAUGAGUCUGUGGCCUCCUUCUACAGGGGCUUUAAGCCAAGCAUCCUCUGUAUGAUUCCAUAUGCUGGUGUAGAAUGUGCAGUUCAUCAGUCAAUCAUAAGCUGGGCCAAGAGUGACCCAGUUUAUAGCAGUGACUACAAGCUCUUCUUCUUCAGUUUUUUGGCCUUCGCGUGUGGACAAGUGACCAGUUAUCCACUUGCAGUGAUCAGGACACAGCGACAAGCUCAGGCUUUCAGUUUACAUUCGCCUACCUCCUCUAGUGUUCUUCAAGGACUUAUCGGAAUCUAUGAAAGGCAAGGGAUUCGUGGAUAUUACAAUGGAAUGGGGGCCAGUUUUGUAAGGGCAGUUCCAUGUGCUCUGUUGAACUACACCUUAACCACAAAGCUUGAAAUGCUGCUGUCCUCAUUUUAGGCAUUGUCAUUUUUUUUCCACAUUCAUUUUUUCAUUGUGUGGUUAACAAAUUAUAAAAGCCCUCUGUUAAUAGGUUUUUCUAAGCAAAGGCAACCAAUGCAUCUGUAUGAUGACACGAUCUGAAUGUUGUCAGUCACAGGAGUUUACCAAGUCUUAUUGUGGCCCCUACAUCAUAGAAAUAAAUAUUUACAGUGGUGUAAUAGCCUACAUGUACACUGGUAAUUAGAAAGGUGAUGCUGAUUAAUUGCAUGUACAUGAUGUAGUCCAUGAAAUGUGUGUCUGGACAAUGGGUGUAAGAUACAUUUUUAGGGGAACUAGCCAUAUACUUUCAUCACAACAUGUACUCCAAAUACAUUAAAUAACUGC
Messenger RNA from Osmerus eperlanus (European smelt), 2179 nucleotides. RefSeq names its product solute carrier family 25 member 24, like (gene slc25a24l). Gene Ontology annotation, biological process: ADP transport; transmembrane transport; ATP transport. The record is from RefSeq and is a predicted model, not a curated record. Lineage: Eukaryota; Metazoa; Chordata; Actinopteri; Osmeriformes; Osmeridae. Gene Ontology annotation, molecular function: ATP transmembrane transporter activity; calcium ion binding. Bases 464 to 1813 code for a protein of 449 amino acids. The transcript has 10 exons.